This is a messenger RNA of Penicillium argentinense, 1755 nucleotides long. RefSeq names its product FAD-dependent oxidoreductase. NCBI's taxonomy places the organism in Eukaryota, Fungi, Ascomycota, Eurotiomycetes, Eurotiales, Aspergillaceae. Bases 1 to 1755 code for a protein of 584 amino acids. The transcript is spliced from 3 exons. The record is from RefSeq and is a predicted model, not a curated record. Gene Ontology annotation, molecular function: oxidoreductase activity; FAD binding.
AUGAAGGUAUGGUCGUUCAGCAUUUGUGUGCUGAUAACCGGUGGUGGUUUGGUCAAUGCCACGUUCUGUCGUUGCCAACCGGAUCAACCAUGCUGGCCAACCGAAGCCAAUUGGGCUGCUCUCAAUUCUUCAAUUGAAGGGAAUCUAGUUGCAGUGAAACCAUUUGCUUAUCCUUGCCAUGACACUGAAUUCAAUGCUGCUAAAUGCACAAUCGUGAAAGACAAUGCGUACAAUUCUUCUUACAGAUCAUCCCAGCCAAGUGCUCUCCAAUGGGAAAACUGGGAAGCGUGGCCCAAAGAAGAUGAACAAUGCUAUAUCGAGUCUCCCAUGUCAAUACCGUGUAAACAAGGCCGUGUAUCACUUUACUCAGCCAAAGUGCAGACGGCAAAACAUGUUCAAAAGGCUGUCGAAUUUGCGGCACGCCACAACAUCAAACUUGUCAUCAGAAAUACAGGGCACGACUUUCUUGGACGCUCUUCGGCGCCAAACUCUUUGCAAAUUUUUACUCAUAAUUUCAAAAAUAUCUCCAUCAUCGAUGAGUUCGUGCCCACCGUCCCAUCUGGAAUGAGUGCGCCCGGGGGUAUUAAGGCUGUAACCCUUGGGGCUGGUGUUCAGCUGCACGAAAUGUACUCGUUCCUGGCCUCUAAAGGUGUCAUGGUCGUCGGAGGGUCGGCAAACACCGUUGGCGUUGCUGGUGGAUAUGUUCAGGGUGGAGGCCAUUCUUUUCUGGGUUGGCUUCAUGGAAUGGCAAGCGAUAAUGCCCUUGAGUUCCAGGUUGUUCUGGCCAAUGGCUCGCUGAUCUUUGCAAACCCAUACCAAAAUACCGAUAUAUUCUUCGCAUUGCGCGGUGGUGGCGGCGGCAGCUUCGGGGUAGUGGUGAGCGUAACUGUGAAAGCAUACCCUAACUACCCCGUGGUAUACGCCACCGUAAACUAUACCACGAGUGUGAAUGGACCCUUCUGGAAAGGCUCAGAUGCAUUUCAUAAACACAUUGUUUAUCUAAAUGAUAAUGGCGGCUCAGGGUACUAUGUAAUGAUACCCAUCACUCUAGUACCUAACUCCCAGAGUCUGUCGACCUUUGUGCUCUUUCUGGCGUUCGUCAAUCAGACAAGCACAGACGCGGUUGGAAAGCUUUUGUCGCCGUUGAGGUCGGACUUGAGGAAAGCGACAGGAUAUGAGCCAUCACUCAACGUCGUGUCAUUUCCAUCUUUAUCUGGCUUGUAUACAACGUUGUUCCGUGGAAAUGACACAACUGGCAUGCAAGCGCGCAUGGGUUCUCGCCUGGUAUCACGGUCUUUCUUUGAGUCGGCAAAUUCUACACAACUUACUGAAGCCGUCUCAAGCCUUAAAUUCCGCCCAGGAGACGCGGUUAUAGGGUGUAUCGUUGCCGGGGGCCAAGUUGCCAAAAACCGUGAUAUCGAGUCAGGACUCAACCCCGCAUGGAGAGACACAAUGGUUCAUCUCAUGAUCACCCGCCUUAUGAGUCCAAAUAUGACAUUCGAUGAGCAGGCGGCUAUUGCCGCCAACAUUACAGACCAGGAAGUACCCCUGCUCGAAUCCCUUGAGUCGGGUAAAAUGGGUGCGUACUUGAAUGAGGCCGAUGCCGACGAACCUGAUUUCCAGCAAAAAUUUUGGGGCACCAAUUACCCUCGGUUGCGGGCCAUCAAAGCAUCCAGAGAUCCACAUGAUUUAUUCAUCGUUCGAAAGGGGGUUGGUAGUGAGGAUUGGGAUUCCGAUGGGCUUUGUCGUGUUUGA